Molecule: messenger RNA, 1134 nt
Organism: Rhagoletis pomonella (apple maggot)
Lineage: Eukaryota; Metazoa; Arthropoda; Insecta; Diptera; Tephritidae
Product: dynein regulatory complex protein 9
Exons: 1
Coding region: 1-1134 (377 amino acids)
Biological process (GO): cilium organization
Cellular component (GO): cytoplasm; motile cilium
Molecular function (GO): protein binding
Source: RefSeq, a predicted model, not a curated record
AUGAAGCAUAUCAGUCAGCUCGAAAAUUUUGUGCAUCCGCCCUUAGAAGGCAAGGAAGUGAAGAAUAUCCUUCUGUCUGCUGUAUAUAAUGACGCAUCCGCGAAAUUGCGCAUCUAUCAGCGUAGUCAAAUGAUAAAUGCUACACGCUUCAUGCCUAAAAAGCCUGUAACCAAAUGUCAUCAGAGCUCACGCCGCAGCUCUACAAAAGUGACCAGCCAAGCUAUUUACGGCGAAGAAAAUGUGCCUAACGAAAGAAUACUAAACGAAAUAAAACUCGAUCAGGAGUUGACAUUGCUUCGUAAAAUUUAUGCCAUAGCGCUCUCUGAACUCGACUACUCCUCGGAGAGCACUACUGACGCUACGGAAACGCAAACGGAAACGGAAACGGAUGCGCCGAAGGCGAGCAGACCACAUGCCCAAUUAUACGCUGCUAUUGAAGCACAACGGCCAGACAAGAACGAGGUAGAGCAAGCGCUAAGUACGCUAGAAGCCAACAAAGCAACACUCAAAGCGUUGAAAUCGCAAUUGGCUGAGGAGCAUAAAGCGGCGGAGGAUAAACUGGCCGAACAAGACGAGUGCAUUGCUACGCUGCGUCAUAAUUUACGUAAUGUGCGUCUACUCAACGAUCUGGAGUUGCGUUUGGUACAACGUUGGGAGGAGAACCGCUACACACAAGCGAGCAUUGUGGGAGCGAAUGAGGAACGGACAUUGCAGCAGCAAAUUGACGGAUUGCGCCAACGUAUGGCUGACGAGGAGCGCAUCAUUGCCGCAGUGGAUAGGUUUAGUGUGAAACAGUUUGCUGAAUUGAAUGCGAGUAUUGUCGCUUGGCAAACGAAGUAUGCGCGUGUGUGGGAGAUCAAAUGCGACGAGAUACAAGCAAAAGAACGUCAAAUACAGCAACUACAAAAGUCGUUCGAACGCCACCGGGAGACUUAUGCCGCGCGUAAGCAAUUUGUGCACGACUAUUUGUCUGAAAAGGAAGUGGAGCGGCAGUUGUACGAGCAACAAAUCUAUCGUGUGCAAUGCGCUGUACGGAUACAGGCGUGGUGGCGUGGUUUGAUGGUGCGUCGCGGUCUGGGGCCGUUCAAGAAAAAAUCGAAAAAGGGCAAGAAGGGAAAGGGCAAAGCUAAGUAA